Molecule: messenger RNA, 1128 nt
Organism: Tuber aestivum (summer truffle)
Lineage: Eukaryota; Fungi; Ascomycota; Pezizomycetes; Pezizales; Tuberaceae
Source: the annotation of a GenBank genome assembly
AUGUACCUCACUACCCUUCUUCAAACCCCCUCGUCGCGCGCCACAACGCACCUGAGCUUACGUACCGUGACACCAACGCUGUACACCGCAUUUCCCAAACACUGGCUGGAGACGCUCCUCCAGCGACUGCCCCGCCUGCGUUCGCUGGACCUGAGCUCGUGGCCGCUCCUCGAUCACGCCGCCUGCUGCGCCGUCUCGCGCCCAUCGAAUCUGAGGAGCCUGACUGCCCGGGGGUGUGCGAAUUUGACGGUGGGCGGGCUGGUCAACCUGUUGGAACAUCUCCCAUGUCUGGAGGAGGUUGAUUUUUGCGGUACGAAGGUUGCGGCUGCCACCGCUGUUGUCGCGGCCAUGGCAGGGUUACCGCUCGUUAGAGUUUUGGCUAGGGAUGUCGGGCUCGCGGACGGGGCUUUGGAGGUUCUUGCGAAAGGGUUGGGGACGAGGGUUAGGGAGGUGGAUGUUGGCUGUGAUGGUGUGAAUGCCGGGAGGGUUGGGGAGAGAGGUGUUGAGGCGUUGUUGGGGUAUUGUUUUGCGCCGCCGGUUUAUGACACUGCCGCUGUUGGUGCGACCGCCGGCGCGGCAGCGGGGCUGACAAAGGUGGGUGUAUCUGGGAAUAAAUUAUCGUCACGGUCGGUGCAGACUCUGCUUAGGACUACGCGAUUAACCUCACUGGAUGUUGGUCCGUUGGAAUCUGUCGACGGAAUCAUGGCCGCCGUUAGGAUAUACGCGGCGGCGAAUCUGGAUUACUUGAGGAUUGACUGGAGAGUUGUUCUCGAUCCUGCAUUUUUGGGUGUUGGAAAGCUGGUGCUUGUUAACGUCCCCGCGUUCGCUAGUCCCCGUGCGGCGCGAGGGAUUGCCGGGGUGGUUGGGACGGAGGGGGUGAGGGUGCUGGAGCUGGAGAUGGAGGUUGGUGAUGAUGGGUCUGGGGAUUUCUCCUUCUUUGAGGAGGAGGCCGGAGGGAGGGAGAGGGAGGAGAGGGGGGAUGUGGACGUACUCUCUUCGGUUGCGAAACGCAAGAGGGAGAUCGGAUGGCGCGGGAGGGUGAGGGUUGUUAGGGAUCUGGCCGGCGGGGAGAGUACCGAGCGGGGGGUCUCCGGGGAGAUGUGGGGGGUCGUUAGGGAGGGGGUUUAG